CUCAACACCGCCUAUUUGUUGUCAUGGCUACUCUAACACCAAUGGCAGGGGAAGCCAAUUCAUUGGCCUUGCUCAAUGAUUUACUGCACCCUCCAGAAAAAGAGGGCCAGGAUGAAGAUCAGCCAGAAAAGGUGACUCCUUCUCCAUAUGCCCACCCUGGCUCAAUUGGCCCCCCAGCUUCAUCAACCACUAGAGAGAAGGAGAGGAGUGACAAGGGUAUAUGGGACCAAGAGGAAGUCCAGGAAGCAACUGAAAUCGCCUUUGAUGAUGACAGAGCAGAACCAGAAUAUGAAAUGAUGUUCAAGCAGGCAGUAACUACGGAAGACAUAUUCCUUGGCAUGACAAACAAGACACCACUCACUUCAGCUUGCGAAGACUUGUUUUUAAGAAUACACCUUCCUAAUGUACAGUAUAAGGAUGUGGAUUUGGUAGUAACAAGCAAGCACAUUGAUUGCCAGACUCCAAUACAUCAUUUAGGUCUAUAUCUUCCUCAUACAGUCGAUCACAAGAGUGGUAAAGCAAAAUGGCUAAGCGAAGAGCAGAUAUUAGAAAUAACACUAAGAGUGACAAGGGAAUAUGAUUUCCUUAAUAAAUGAAUAAUGAAGAAAUGAACUUGAUAUCUCUGAGACUAUAAUGAAUCCAUUCACUCCUUUUAAUUAUUUUAAUCCUCCUUUUCUUUGUCGCUCUCGUUUCUCUGCCUUAUUUCUUUUGUAUCCUUCUUUGUCUUCUCUCUCCCUCUCUGUCUCUCUCUCCAAGAAUCCGUACAUUGAUGUUCUCUAAUUUUUGUUUACAGUAUCAUAUUGUUAUUGCAUUAGAAAUAUUUAAUUAGGGCAGUUAGAAUGACACUA
Amphimedon queenslandica is the source of this 848-nucleotide messenger RNA. Its product is annotated as protein PIH1D3-like. Bases 24 to 596 code for a protein of 190 amino acids. Gene Ontology annotation, cellular component: cytoplasm. The record is from RefSeq and is a predicted model, not a curated record. NCBI's taxonomy places the organism in Eukaryota, Metazoa, Porifera, Demospongiae, Haplosclerida, Niphatidae. Gene Ontology annotation, molecular function: protein-folding chaperone binding; dynein intermediate chain binding. The transcript has 5 exons. Gene Ontology annotation, biological process: axonemal dynein complex assembly.